This is a messenger RNA of Actinia tenebrosa (Australian red waratah sea anemone), 5058 nucleotides long. Its product is annotated as NACHT domain- and WD repeat-containing protein 1. Gene Ontology annotation, molecular function: protein binding. The record is from RefSeq and is a predicted model, not a curated record. NCBI's taxonomy places the organism in Eukaryota, Metazoa, Cnidaria, Anthozoa, Actiniaria, Actiniidae.
AUACAUCCAUAGAGCGAAACACGCUGAUGGUACAGGUCUAUCCUCGUAUUAAGAAGUUCUGUCAGGAGCGAGGAUAUGAGUUUCAGGUGGUGGAUAUGAGAUGGGGAGUACGAGACGAGUCCACUGAUGAUCACCUUACGUCGGAACUCUGUAUGAAGGAGAUACGCGCAUGUCAGAAGCUUUCUACUGGACCUAAUUUUAUCACAUUUUUGGGUCAAAAGUAUGGCUACCGUCCAUUCCCGCCUAAAAUUCCUACUUCUGAAUUUGAGAUUCUGCUAAGUGCUGUCGAGAAAGAAGACGACAUUGAACUGUUAAAAUUAUGGUUUGUUCGCGAUGAUAACACCGUGCCCCCGGAAUAUCUUCUUCGGCCAAUCACAUCUGUUCUUCYGGACUAUCGUAACUAUGGUAACCCAGAAUUACGGAAACAGGCGUCCGGUAUGUGGUGGGCAGCGUUUGAAAGAAUGCAAAUUGUACUAAGRAAGGCAGCAGAUAAAGUACUGACGAAGAAGAAUGAUAGACUUAAAUACCACAUAUCAGUGACAGAGGAUGAAAUUCGGCGUGGCAUCAUUAACGCUAARAGUCCAGCAACCCAUACCUUUUGGUUCAAGCGUGUCAUUACUGACAUCAACCAGCACAUUUCAGAUACCAAGGUAGGAAGCUUUAUGGACAAGACAUGGGGUACGCCUGGAGAGGUAGAUAAAGAAGCUCAGUCUUUAUUGAAUACCCUACGAGAAAAAGACCUUCCAAAARCCAUCCCCAACAAAAACGUCAUUCAGUACAAUGUAAAGUGGAACAAAAAUGGCAUAGAUCCAGACGCUUCUUCGGAACAUGCGCAGUACAUUGAAAAGCUUUGUAAUGACUUCUAUGGCAAGCUAACAGAGAUGAUAAGCGAUGGUAUAGCCGAAAACGAGACUGCAGACACUAAAGAACCGUUAGCUGAGGAAAUCUUCCAGCAUUUGUCAUUCUGCCAGAAAAAAUGCAAGGCCUUUUUUGGACGAGAGGAUUUUUUGGAAUCAAUAAAAAACGGACUGGUAAACAAUAACAACAGGACAAUAGUGCUACRUGGARAAUCAGGCUGUGGAAAAACCUCCUUAAUGGCUAAAGUGGCAACUGAUGUAAAGUCAUGGUUUGAAGGCGAGUCCGUUCUAAUGGUUUGCAGGUUUAUUGGAACUUCUCCUGAAUCUUCAAGCAUACGACCACUCCUGAAAAGCAUCUGCCAGCAACUGUGCAAGAUAUCCGGUCAAACUGCAAACAUUCCAGAGGAUAUCAAAUCUCUAGUGGAAUUUUCCCCUGAGUGUUUGGAUAAGGCCAGUAAGGACAUGAAGUUGGUACUUGUCCUUGAUUCACUCGAUCAGCUUUCCGUAGACGAUAGCGGGCGCCUUCUUGAUUGGUUACCACGUGACCUGCCUUAUAAUGUGUAUGCUGUGUUGUCUACGCUACCAGGUGAACAGUACCAGUGUCUACCAAGUCUGAGGCUCAAGCUUCCAAAGGAAAGUUUCACGGAAGUUCCACAGAUCCCUUUAAAUGAGGCUGAUAUCAUACUGGACAACUGGCUCAAAGCCGCAAAAAGAGCUCUACAGCCAAAGCAAAGACACGAAGUCAUGAUCAGUUUUCAGGAAUGUCCCUUGCCAUUAUACCUAAAAUUGGCUUUUGAUGAAUCAUGCCGAUGGAAAUCCUACACUCCAUUUAAAGAAUGGGACCUUCCUCCUAACGUUAAAGAUAUCAUCCGUGGAUUGUUUGAUCGAGUGGAACGAAUCCACGGAAAAGUUCUUGUUGGCCACGCCCUAGGUUACAUAACAGCGUCAAAAAAUGGCCUCACUGAAACUGAACUGGAAGAUCUACUCUCUCUUGACGAUGAUGUCUUGAAUGAUGUCUACCAGUACUGGACGCCGCCAAUAAGACGACUACCACCGUUGCUAUGGAUCCGCAUACGAAGUGACAUAAAGGACUACUUGAUCGACCGAGGCGCUGAUGGCACGAGAGUGAUUUACUGGUAUCAUCGACAGUUCAUCGAAGUGGCACGCGAGAGGUACCUUGCUGGAGAGCAGGCAAAGAAGAUCCAUGCUAACCUGAGCGAGUACCUUUUUGGUACAUGGGCUGAAGGAAAGAAAAAGCCGUACGUCAACAAAAAAGGAGAAAAGCAUUCAGACGAUAGGUUGGUCGCUAGCCAGCCCAUGAUGUUUGACACAAGUGACCAAAAGCCCAUUUUUAACUUGAGGAAACUUAGUGAGCUGCCAUACCAUUUGUUCCACGCUGGAAAAUAUGACACAAUGAAAGACGAAGCCCUUUGUAAUUUCGAAUUUUUGCUGACCAAACUGAGAGCAACUUCAGUAGAAAAUGUCUUGGAAGAUUUCUCCUUGUAUCUUUCUGUUCUUCCAAGUGAUCCUGAUGUGAAGAUCAUGCAUGAAUGUCUUCGUUUGUCGCUACAUCCCCUUUCUGUCGAACCAAAACAGUUCUCUACGCAGCUUCUUGGCCGAAUGUUCAAGUUUCAAGACAGAGCAGAAAAAUAUCCUUACGUCUGUAAAAUCCUUAAUCAAGCUCAGAAUGCAUCUGUGCCAUGCUUUAUUCCCAACAACAAGUUCUUGACGGCUCCUGGAGGUGCGUUAGUAUCGACCAUUGCAUUGGAUGGGUAUGGCAAUGAUUUUAUCAGCAUUGCAAGUGACAACAAGAUCAUGGCAGUAACAAGUAUAACCAGUGAAGGCUUGCAGAUUAAGAUCAUCGAUUAUCAGAGUGGAAAGCAGCUUCGUAAGUUCACCGUAACAGAACCACCAUCAAUGUAUCGAAUAACUAUGAAUUCAAUCAGCCAAAAGGAUAAGAAUCUACUACUCCUAGCAGGUGGUAAGACAAUUUUCAUACUAAACACUGAAACUGGACAAAUUGUGAAGCAGUUUGAAGUGGAUGCUGAUGACUGGUUUUCUUUCAACCAGAAGCCCCCCGUUGCAUACGCUGAUGAUGAAAACCUUCUGGUGGCAUUAACGAGGAAUUCAUUGCGUGUUUGGCAAGUUUCAGACUGCAAGGUAGUUCAUGACCUCCCUGUUAAAGAUAUCAAUGUAGAAGAUGAAAUCGGAAAUCUGGAUGCAAGAGGGAAAUACUCUGUCUACAAUCUCAAGGGCAAGAAUACCGUUCACUUUGUGGAUAUCAAACAAGGUAGAGAGGUUGACAAAAUCAAAAUCAAUUCUCCAAGGGAUAAAGGAGACUCUGGCUCAAUCGGUGAUCUUAAAAUUACAAAGAGAGACGAAGUUGUGGUCGUUCCAGGAUCUCUUGACAGUCUACGAAUCUACGACCUUCACACAGGCAAUCUGGUUAGAGAAAUUACUACCUUCAAAAUGAUGGAAGGAAUGGGACGAGUCCAAAUAACCGAGGAUGGAACAAAGGCAUUAGGUAUUGACAUGUUUGAGAUCUGUACCACCAACCUUCUGACCGGGGAAUCUGAAAGAUCAUUAAGAAGUUCUAUCUUCCGCAUCAAGAUUUUUACGCGAGAUGGAGACACCAUUCUAACUGUUGGGCAAGAUUUCAUACUGCGUGUUUAUGACAGAACACGCGAAGGUGAUGACGAAAAUCAAGCUGACACCACGAUUAAUGAAUAUCAAGGACACAAGAUUGCAGACCAGAUCACUUCCAUAUCGCCAUCGUUUGAUCGUCGUCACGUGAUUACCCUUGCAACCGUUCAGAUGGCAAACCAAAUGUCUGUAUGGGACUGCUCGACAGGAACAAAAGUCCGUCAAUUAAAAGGGGCGACUGUAUUUCCAAAUCCAAUCCGUCUGACCCAAGACUCAGCCCGUGGCGUUGGAUUCAUUUAUCAUGAAAAGAACCCUCACUACAAAGUGUUCAAUUUUAAAGAUGGAGUAAUAGAGAAAACAUUGGAAGGAAGCGCCUGCAAAAGAAUGAAUGCAUUUGGAUUGAUAGACGAUCACCGAAUGAUAUCGUUCUCGAGAGGCAGAAAAAACCUUAAAGUAUGGGACAUCAACUCUGGGAAAGUCAUUGACAUUAUUAAGUUCAAAGAAAAACACCUGCUGUUCCAGGAGAUGCUGUUGAGUGGUAAUGGGAAGGUGGCUGUUCUGUCGGUGAGCAGCAUAAGCGAAACUCACCCAGAAAAUACAACCAUGCCUCUAUAUGUAUUCAAUACAACCAACAACCAACACAAGGCCAUCACCAUCAAAGACACCGUUCUUUCUUUGUACAACGCUGAAAUCUCUGAUAAUGGGAAGUAUUUAGUGUGUAUUGCGGCAUACACCACACCUUAUCUCUUGGAUUUGGAGACUGGAGAAGUGAAAUACAAGCUCUUAAAGCCCGACAGCUAUGAAAGCUCCAUGACAGCCGCCAUUAAUACUAUUUCUAACACUAUAGUAACAGGUGUUGGUCAAGGGGGUAUUAACGUUUGGGACCUCAACACUGGCGCAAUCUUACGUACCAUACCAUGUGACACAGUCUCAAACGUUUACCUUUCUGGUGACGGAGAGGUGGUAUUUGCCAGGGAUUCCAAAGCCAACACUAUACACGCUUGGGAUGUGAAAAGCGGCAGAAAGUUAUCUACUAUCACCACUGACGGAUUCCCCAACCAAGUACACAUUGUUGGAAAUCGCUUGGUAAUUGCUGUUGGAGAAAAUCCAAAUCUUAUGAUAAUGAGGCUGCAUGUCCCAGGAAAGAAUGUGGACAAAAGUGAGAUAGCACCUUCACCUUACGAUGGCUUGCCUUUAGAUGUUGAGAUAAAGGAUCUGUCAGGGGAAUUCAUAGAGAAAGACCCAAUGGACCACGACAAGUACGAUAGUGGAAAUAUUAUGUAGCCAGAAACACGAUGAGACUUGUGCACUAUUACUGAUAAACACAGCACUGUAUUAGUACAUGACUGUAUAACCGGAGCACCGCAAAUGACUGGAAUACACGCCAGUCUUGUGUACCAAGUCAACGAUGUUAAGAUAAUCCAACUUUAAAUAUUAUAUACUGCUAUUUCAAAAAAGCUGGUAAGCUCAGAGUUGGAAAUUGUGAAGAUCACCGAAAAUGGGCUCUGGAAGCAGCAAGRAGAAGAAGCUUGGAGCCGUGGCCACUGCACAGGUAUGG